AUGCCAUCGAUCCUCAGUGAGGAAGACAAGGAGACCGUCAAGCGAGUCGUACCCAAGCAGACGAACAAGAUCCAGGCUGUGGCUGUCGCCAGGUUAUAUGUCGCAUACCCGAACCGGUCAAAAUGGACCUACACUGGACUCCAGGGAGCCCUCGUCCUCUCCAACGACCUGGUGGGGAACACAUACUGGCUGAAGCUGGUAGACGUCUCCCCUGCCGGUCGAGGCGUGAUAUGGGACCAAGAGAUCUUUGACACCUGGUCCUAUAACCAAGAUCGAACCUUUUUCCACUCCUUCGAGCUCGAGGACUGCGUAGCGGGACUGUCCUUCAUCGACGAGAAAGAGGCGAAGCAGUUCAAGAAGAAGAUGGACGAACGGGAAAAGAACGCAUCGAAGGCUACAAGAAACACUCCGUUCGGUGGUGCUGCACCCCAACCACAAAAGUCUGGUUUCUUCGGUGGCAUCUUUGGAGGACAUAGGCAUUCCUCCGCCCCGUCACCAACACCCCCCGUGUCCCCACGAAGCAGCCUGCCGCAACUGCAGUCACAUGGCAGAACGUCUUCCGGAAACGUCAAUGGCUUCCAUAAACCGCCAUCCGAGUUCGCUAAGCUGGAGGCAUACGAUCCCAACUGGCGAGGGAACUUUGGCAACUUCUUGUCGGAGCAGGGCCUCACGGACGAGUUCAUCAAGGACAACCAAGACUUUAUUGUUGACUUCUUGAAGGAACAAGGAGGAGGAAUCCCCGGCCAGUCCACUGCACCGACACCAGCGCCUCCACCACCUCCUCCACCUGUGAAUGGAAUGAGCAGCCACGCUCGAGCGCCUCCUCCGCCGCCUCCUGGUGGUCCACGGCCACCGAUUGAAAGCGUAGCAACGUCGGGAUCACGUGGAGCUCCGCCACCUCCACCGGCGCCGCGAAGAUCGGCUAAAUCAGAGUCGAUCAUCCCGCGAGAACCAACGCCUCCGCGGGAACCCACACCACCACGUCCGCGAUUCAAUGCUCCUCCUGCGUUGCCAGAUGCUGGCAAGUUCGCCCAUGUUGAGCCUCAGCGAGCCGCACCUGCUGGACCUCCACCCCCUCCGAGGCCACCGAAGACUCCAAUGGAUGACAAGGAGGAAAAGCCCGGUCAUAGGUUUGGGGUGCCUCCGGCUUUCGCCGGCCAGAGACUGAACAGCGUGCCGCCGCCGCCGCCACCGGCUAGGGGUCCGGUGCCUCCUCCACCACCACGUGAGCAGCAGUAUCAUCCAACACCACCACCACUACCUCCGAGUCUUCCACCCAAGGCUCCAGGUGGAAGUGCGCCGCCACCACCACCUCUGCCAACAGCAUCACGGCCCAUUCCCGCGCCACCUCCAAGAAGCACUCCUCCUCCACCACUGCCAGCAUCGAACGCGCCUCCUCCGCCUCCUUUACCGCAAUCAUCGGCACCGGCGCCUCCGCCUCUCCCACCUCCAUCUGCGAGGCCGCCACCACCAUCCGGCGCUGGCGCGCCUCCUGCACCGCCUCCGCCUCCUCCUCCUCCCGGUGGUGCUGGCAUGCCUCCUCCCCCGCCACCUCCAGACCGUGACUCUGGCUAUGCCUCAACCGCGCCAGCGGUACCAAAGGUGGAGCCCGCUCGUGGCGCUUUGCUGGGUGAUAUACAGAAAGCCGGUGGUAUCGGUGCGCUCAGGAAAGUGGAUAAGACUCAGGUCAGAGACAGAAGUGCAGCCGCAGUCGGAGGAGCAGGGCCAGAUACAGGGCCGCACGGUAGUGGGCUGCCACCCGCUGGCGUCGCUCCCGGGGCCGGAGGCGGCAUGGCUGACGCGCUUGCUGCCGCCCUGCAGAAGCGCAAGGCGAAAGUUCGUGAUAGCGAUGACGAGAAGAGUGACGACGAAUGGUAG
This is a messenger RNA of Anthostomella pinea, 1878 nucleotides long. The record is from the annotation of a GenBank genome assembly. NCBI's taxonomy places the organism in Eukaryota, Fungi, Ascomycota, Sordariomycetes, Xylariales, Xylariaceae.